Messenger RNA from Ectocarpus siliculosus, 3328 nucleotides. The record is from the annotation of a GenBank genome assembly. NCBI's taxonomy places the organism in Eukaryota, Phaeophyceae, Ectocarpales, Ectocarpaceae.
AUGAUCCACUUUCAAGUUUCUGUUACAGCAAUACAGAGGAGGCACGGGACCAUCGUGAAAAGGGAGUUGACCAUCGAACCGGCUCUGUCUCACGCGCUGUGCGACCAGCAGGGCGAUUGGCUGUGGGCUUGGGGCGCCUUGUGUGGGUAUUGGAGCCCUGUGGAAAGAGAAAGAUGGCUCCUCUAUUGGCAGUGGCGCUACGCCAAGAGAGAGCAUGCGCAUUCCGUACAGCAGGAGCGAAGUCAUCACGACAUCAAAGGCGCGUCCACCGGGACGACGGUGGUCGAGGGCGAACAGGUAGACGCCAGCGCGGUGCUGGACGAUCUCGCCCGCGUGGACGUGGAGGGGUGGGAGGGCCACGAGCACGGCUUCGACUGGUACCUGGAGAAGGCCAGGCGAGGGAUGAUUUCCAGCAACUCGGGCUUUGCGCCGCUGCGCAUGAAUUUCUGGAGGCCGACUGAGGCCGCGGAGGAGCUCAGCUCGUGGGACAUGAUAUACAUCAUCCUGCGCAACCUGGGGCAGAUGGUAGGGCUGCCCUCCGUGGACAACGCCCCGGUGGCGAAGAUCGACAAGUAUACCGGGAGCUGGUUAACCUUCCUUCAGAAGGUCUCCAACGGGCGACUGGAGGACCUCGCCGGCGGGCCGCUGUUCCUGAUGCUGGAGAAAUAUUUCCUGGCCGAAGGUCCUGUGUACAAGCUGGCGUUCGGGCCACGGUCGUUCAUCGUGGUUUCGGACCCUGUCAUGGCGAAGCACGUUCUCAAGUCCAGUGUGGGGGACUACGACAAGGGGGUGCUUGCAACGAUCCUGCAGCCGAUCAUGGGCAAGGGGCUGAUCCCCGCAGACCCAGAGACGUGGAAGGUCCGUCGGCGAGCGAUUGUGCCGGGUUUCCACAAGGCGUGGUUGAAUCGCAUGAUGCGGCUCUUCGCCGAGUGUGCCGACACGCUGGUGGUUGAGGCCGAGGCGGCGGCUCGAACGGGGCAGGUGCUUGACAUGGAGGAGAAGUUCUGCUCCCUGUCCCUCGACAUCAUCGGGCGGGCGGUUUUCAACUAUGAGUUUGACUCCGUCAGCAAGGAGUCCCCGGUGAUCAAGGCUGUCUACCGCGUGCUGCGGGAGGCGGAGCACCGGUCGAGCUCCUUCAUCCCUUACUGGAAGCUCCCAUUCGCGAACAAGUGGAUCGCUAGCCAAGUGGAGUUCGCCCGAGACAUUGGGCUUUUGAACACGGUGUUGGACAAGCUUAUCCAGAGAGCGCUCGACACGCAGGAGACGGCUGACGUGGAGGAGCUGGAAAGGCGAGACCUCGACGCGGUCGAGGACCCGAGCCUGCUCCGCUUCCUGAUCGACAUGCGCGGCGAGGACACGACGAGCAAGCAGCUCCGCGACGACCUCAUGACGAUGCUGAUCGCCGGCCACGAGACCACUGCCGCCAUGCUCACGUGGACGCUCUUCAACCUGGCGCAGAACCCGGAAUACUUGGCGAAGAUGCACGCGGAGAUCGACGAGUGCAUGGGGCCGGACGGUAGCCACAUGCCCACCUUCGACGACCUGCCGGGCCUGCUGUACACGCGAUUGGCUCUCGUGGAGGCGCUUCGGCUCUACCCGGAGCCGCCUGUGAUCAUCCGGCGGGCCUUGAAGGAGACGGAGCUGCCGCAGGGGGGGGCUGACGGCCCCGUUAAGCUCGUGAAAGGCACGGACGUGUUCAUCUCCACGUGGAACCUUCACCGCAGCAAGGAGCUGUGGGACCGCCCGGCGGAGUACAUGCCGGAACGGUUCCUCUCGGAGUUCCGCAACGAGGGCGUUGUUGGCUGGAAGGGCUUCACCCCCAAGAUGGGGGCCGGGCUGUACCCCAGCGAGAUCGACGCCGACUUCGCCUUCUUGCCGUUUGGAGGAGGCACCCGCAAGUGCGUGGGAGACCAGUUUGCCAUGAUGGAGGCCACGGUGUCCCUGGCAAUGAUGCUCAAGAAGCUGGACUUUACGUUGGUCGGUACGCCCGAAGACGUGGGGAUGGUCACCGGCGCUACCAUCCACACCAAGAACGGCCUCAAGAUGACGGUGUCUUUGCGAGAACCGUCGUCUGCGGGGCCGGCGGUGAAUGGCCAUGCUGCCGCCGUCAACGGCCACAGUAGUACCGGCAUCAACGGUGAAGGGAUUAACGGCGUAAACGGCGCAAAGUUAGACGCGGCGGUGGCGGCUGCGAAGGCGGCGUCCAAGGCGGCGACGGACGCGGUCGGGAAUGCAAUGCCGGGGGACAGCAGUGCAAGUGUCGGCGAGGGAAAAUGCCCGAUGCACGUGACGACUGCUUCUUUAGAAGAGGGAGGGCUCCCAUAGUUUUGAAAGCUUCGCCUGGGGAGAAAUAAAGAGGGCUUCAACCGUGCCAGUCGUGGGUCGUUGCCUUGUCGUUGCCCUCGGGCGAGAGGGGUUGGUGUUGGAAUGAAAGACGUUUUCAUUGUGUGACGGACACAUCCAACAUCAGUCCACAGAUUGCCCUUGGUUGUUUGGGUAUUGCGGCGGCAGUGUGGGAGGAGGCCCAUGUUUUCGUCGCAGAGCUUCUCCUCCCUCUUCCAGACCAGGCCGCCCCCCCCGCGCUGUAUCCCCUAGGUCGUUUCGGUACAGUAUUAUCGCCGAAAUGGUAGAGAAGCGAACAGUAGGGUGUGGGGAAGCUGCGAUAGGGGGGGUGCACAGGUGCCACUGGAAGAGUCAAGUCUGAUUCGAGUAAAUUGACGGCUGCUCGGCUCAAACUUCCGUGCUCUGUUAUACCAAAGUUAGCAUAUGUGGUGAUAGCUUUGCGGAAUUGCUCGCGAGAUGCCGCAGACGGUUUGACGACACAAGUCGAUGUUAGCGCGGGUAUUGUUAUCUCUGCUAUCGAGGGGAUGGCUUUUGUCUUUAUCUCGCCUACUUUUUUCAGCGGGAUGACUUUUACCUGCAUUGAAUGACGUGUGAUGCAGCGCAGGCGGCGUUGCGGGGUUUUCGUGCACAACGGUGAGUUGUCGGUUCAUGUCUUGAGUGAUUUGAAUCCUAUGGCUGCCGCUUUGGUGCUGACGAUGGGAGGGUGGUGGUGUUUUUUUACACGGCGCAGCUGUAGGGGCGAGUAAAAACAAUCACCUCCGAGUGUCGAUUGACCAACCUUAAGGCCGGUGUUCAAUAUUGGUUCGAAGCUGUUGUCGUUCCUUGUUAUCCUUCAAGUGUUUAAUUGGCGGGAUCGAUCGAUGACCACUGCUGUUCGAGCGGAAGAAAGAAAAUGAGGUAUGUAUCUCUGUUUUGUUGCGAGCAGUAUCGAGGUGGUCUCAAUUGGUCCCGUCUUGUGUAUCAUGUCCUUAAAGCAAGUGUGUGU